Messenger RNA from Penicillium cataractarum, 723 nucleotides. RefSeq names its product phosphatase PAP2 family protein. Lineage: Eukaryota; Fungi; Ascomycota; Eurotiomycetes; Eurotiales; Aspergillaceae. Gene Ontology annotation, biological process: protein N-linked glycosylation; lipid biosynthetic process. Gene Ontology annotation, molecular function: dolichyldiphosphatase activity. Gene Ontology annotation, cellular component: intracellular membrane-bounded organelle; endoplasmic reticulum membrane. The coding region runs from base 1 to 723 and encodes 240 amino acids. The transcript is spliced from 3 exons. The record is from RefSeq and is a predicted model, not a curated record.
AUGGGCGACACUCCACUGGCCUCCCUGUCUUUGACUCACGUUCACUACAACCCCGAGGAUCCGCUGUCCUUUGCGUCGGCAUGGCUGGCACUACUGCCCCAGGCUCUUUGCGUCUCCUAUGCCACCCUGGUCUGGGCCUCGAGAGAGGUGGAGGUGAUCCUGAUGUUCGCUGGACAGCUGGGCUGUGAGGCAUUGAACUUUGUGCUGAAGCGCAUCAUCAAGGAAGAGCGCCCGAAGGGCGCUAAUGUGGUCAAAUGCAUGUCUACAGAAAUGUUCGGCAAAGGUUACGGCAUGCCAUCCUCCCACGCUCAAUUCAUGACCUAUUUCGCCAUUUACAUGUCCCUCUUCCUCGUGUUUCGACACUCUCCAUCCUACGCGGGCUCCUACCCUUACUCUGAUUUCCUGCUCCGAACUGCCUUGACGGUGGGGCUUUGUGCCAGCGCGGUCGCGGUUUCUGCCAGUCGUGUCUACCUGAGCUACCAUACCCCCCGACAGGUUCUGGCAGGCUCCGUGGUUGGUUUCGCAUGUGCCUGUGGCUGGUUCGUGGUCACUGGGCUGCUCCGACGCUCGGGUUGGAUUGACUGGGUGACCGAGCUGACCGUAUCUCGUCUGUUGCGAAUUCGCGAUCUGGUGGUGAGUGAAGACUUGGCCGAGGCCGGCUGGCAACGAUGGGAAGGACAGAGGUUGAAGAAGCGCCACAGUGAAGCGGGCAAGUCGGACUGA